Molecule: messenger RNA, 318 nt
Organism: Candidozyma haemuli
Lineage: Eukaryota; Fungi; Ascomycota; Pichiomycetes; Serinales; Metschnikowiaceae
Exons: 1
Coding region: 1-318 (105 amino acids)
Biological process (GO): mitochondrial respiratory chain complex IV assembly
Cellular component (GO): mitochondrion; respiratory chain complex IV; mitochondrial intermembrane space
Source: RefSeq, a predicted model, not a curated record
AUGGGUCUUUUUAGCAAAGAAGAAAAGGUGGUUGAUCCACCCAACAAGACGAAAAGAAAGAUUUGCUGGGAUGCAAGAGACAAGUUCUUUGACUGCCUUGUGAAGAAUAAUAUCGAUAACUCCUUAGAUCCAAAGAAGAAGGAUGAGGUCGAAACCAAGUGUGGAACCGAAAGAGCAGUCUUCGAAGACAGCUGUGUUGCUUCUUGGUAUAAAUACUUUCAAGAAAAGAGAUACAAUGAUAUCCGCAGACAGAAAUAUAUCGAACAGCUAGAAGCUGAAGGAGCAAAGCCCUUACCAAUCAAGUUAUCCGGAAAGUAA